GUCAAUAUCAACCAGCAUUGCGAUUAAUGCAAAACCAAGCUCCAAUAGGAAAUCCACCUACAGCCUUUGUUCUAGUGCAAAAUAUUACUCCAACGCAAAAUCCAGCAUCAGCUCCAAAGGGCGAUCUCAUUUCGUUCAAUGAAAACUCACCAACACUCCAGCUGAGAGAAGAAAAUGUGCCAGCAGUCGACCUCGAAAUAGGAUCUAGUUUAGGUAAUAAAACUAUUUUAAUUCAUAAAAAUAUAUCAAAUGGGUUUGAAUUUUAUGACGGAAAAAGAAAAUGGUAUGGUGUUAAAGAAGAUUUCCAUGCUUUAUCUAAUAAGUACUAUUUUAUUAAAACAGAUCUAAAAGAAAUAAUUAUAGAAACCUAUAAAAGAAUUAUCAAAGAAUCGGAAGCUAUUACAGAAAAAACAAAUGCACCCAAAAGAAGUGAAAAAGUAGAUGAAAAAGAAAAUGCUUGGUUAAAUUUAGUAACAACAGAUGCUUUAGUAUUUGUUGAAAGAUAUGAAAAAGAAGCUAUUCAGUAUAAUGUAAACUCAAUGUAUGUAUUUGAAAUGUUAAAGAAAGAGGUGUCAUGGCUAAUUGCAUCAGGAAUUUAUACGCAUUAUGAUUUAGAAUGUGCUAAGGAAAACAGGUUAAAAGUAUAUUUAAUGAAUGAAUCACCAAACGCACUUAUAUAUGAAAAAAAUAUACAUAUUACUGGAAGUGAUAUGUUUGAAAAAUGGGGUAAUAUACUAUACAACAUUAAGAAAGAAGGUGGAACAGCAGAAAAAAAAAGAAUAUCAGAAAUUGUAGGACCAUUAGGUGAUCAAGUAAAGCGUAUUCAUACGGAUGGAUUUAUAGUAGCAAGGCAAGUAAAUCUCAAAACAGAUAUAGAAAUGG
Diversispora eburnea is the source of this 882-nucleotide messenger RNA. Lineage: Eukaryota; Fungi; Glomeromycota; Glomeromycetes; Diversisporales; Diversisporaceae. The record is from the annotation of a GenBank genome assembly.